AUGGCAUCCAACACAAUCCUCCUCGUCCUCCUUCUCCUUACCUGGUUCUUCCUCGCCGUCCUCUUCCUCUUCGCCGCUAUCGCCCUCUUUGUCCUCAAGGACAGUUAUUCUGUCAAGGUCAACCUCGAGCGCAUCCCCACUCCCAUCGCCACCACCUCCGUCGACGAACAAGCCCUAAAUUGGUCAAAUAACGGCGCACGAUCGCACUCCCCGCCGCCGUCACCCUCACCAUCGUUGACGAGCAUCCCCAACUCCUCCUCCUCGCCCUACUGGGCUUUUGCCUCACCACCCUCCUAG
Messenger RNA from Fibroporia radiculosa, 297 nucleotides. RefSeq lists its product as uncharacterized. The transcript has 2 exons. NCBI's taxonomy places the organism in Eukaryota, Fungi, Basidiomycota, Agaricomycetes, Polyporales, Fibroporiaceae. The record is from RefSeq and is a predicted model, not a curated record. Bases 1 to 297 code for a protein of 98 amino acids.